GAAUUGUCCCGCUCUUCAUAAAUCUAUCCGUUAACCCUCUCUCUCUCUCUCUCUCUCUCUCUCUCUCUCUCUUCUGCAACUUCCGUUGAAGAAGAAGAGAAAGAAUACCAAGAAAUAGAAAAAUAAAUAAAAAAGAUUGAAGAUUUUUCAAAAGAAGAGGAAAAAGUUGGGAAAUGGGGAAACUACUAUGCGAUUCGACUACGGUUGCCGAGACAUUUCAAAGCUCCUCGCCGACGGUUCCCUGGAGGGACCCACCCAAGGCGUCGCCACUGGACGAGGACGCAAUCUCGGCCGUAGAUCUCGUUGACCAGUCAACGGCCGACGUCGCAUGGGACAGCGUGGUGGGCCUCGAGGAGCAGCAGAGACGGCACCUCCAGAGGCUGCACACGAAGGGCGUGCUGUGGAAGCACCCAGAGGAUCAAGACUCGUCCGAGUCCGACUCGGACUCGUUAAUGCCACAGAAGUCGAUGGUCUUCAGACUGUCGCACGGGGGCGAGGUGUCGUCGGACGGGAAUUGCCUGUUCACGGCGUCGCAGAAGGCGAUGAGGGCGGCGCGUGAGGUGGACGCGCGGGAGUUGAGGAGGCGGACGGUCCGGAGAUUCAAGGAAGACUACGGAUCUGCGGCCGGGGAGGAGAAGCGCGUGAUAGACGACGCGAUUCGGCAUAUGUACGCGCCUGAUCUGAGGGCUGGGUGGGGGAUACAUUUGAUUCAGGAGUUCAAGUUGUUGGCCAAGAAAGACGAGCGCGUGAGUCUUGAUUCUGCCAUCGAUGAGCUUCUUCAGCUCGGCAUGCAGAGAGAGCUGGCAGCAGAGUCUAUUUACAAAGAAAGAUGUAUCCCAGUGAAUGAUGGAGCGAGUUGGGCGAAAUACAUGUCGACCUCUGGUUCUACCCAUGAUGAAUAUGAUAUCAUCACAUUGCAGUACACAGAGGAAGGUUUAUUAUCCAUUGAUGAAAACAGAGAAGGUCAUGCCGCGGCUUUUGGAGAUGAUAUCGCAAUAGAGUGUCUUGCCACAGAGUUUAAGCGAGAAAUAUAUGUGGUUCAAGCACAUGGAUCGGAUGCAAUGGUUGAUGAAGAAAAUUGUGUUUUCUUCCUUCCACAUCGACCCAGGAGUCAAAUUUGUGAACCUCCUUUCUUUCUUUUCAUGAAAGGAACAGGUUGGUGUGGUGCCGGAGCUGAUCACUAUGAACCCCUCAUCGCCCAUCCUCUGUCAUUAAUUUCCCAGGAGAAGGUUGCUGUGGUACUCUGAUGAAAGGGAGGGCAUCAUGUCCUGCAGUUUUGUGGCUUUAGAGAGAUUGAGUAGAAGUAGUUGUUCUAUUUAUUCGUUCCCUUAGUGCUUGGCAUGCAAUCUAAGUCACCUGAUUCUUCUCUGGAUCAUCACCACAAGGAGAAUUUGAUUGCAUAGCAUUCAUUUUUUGUUAGCUAGAAUCGGUUAUCUGACUCCAACUAGCAGGCUUCGUUUUCCUGCACUUGAGCUACCCUAUAGUAGUAUUUGCAGUGGUUUUACCAGCUUUUGUUAUUGUUGUUGUAGUUGAGUUUUUUGGAGGGUGCAUAUAUUGCCAGGCGCUAUUUCGUCCAAGCUGAAAUGGUGCCUUUCUGUUGUAUCUUAAGCUGGCUUUUAUCAUUUGAAUGAAAGAAUUGACUCCCAUUUGUUCUCU
This is a messenger RNA of Prunus dulcis (almond), 1656 nucleotides long. RefSeq lists its product as uncharacterized. The record is from RefSeq and is a predicted model, not a curated record. The coding region runs from base 174 to 1247 and encodes 357 amino acids. Lineage: Eukaryota; Viridiplantae; Streptophyta; Magnoliopsida; Rosales; Rosaceae. The transcript is spliced from 4 exons.